AAAACACAAACAACAACAACAGGAAAUAGCAAUGUUUACAGGAAUUCUCACAUGUUUUGUCCUACUCUCAAUUGGUAAAUCGCUGUUUUAUGUAGCCAAAUGUGAUCCUGACACAGGUGGAUAUUUCAUCAGACCACACAACCAUUCAGGUAGAGGUCUAUAACCAAACUCCAACAUGCAGAACGACGCUGGUGAAUUUGUGGAUAUGUACAUCCCCCGCAAAUGCUCUGCCAGUAACAGAAUAAUUGCUUCUAAGGAUCAUGCAUCCAUCCAAAUAAACUUUGCUGAGGUCGACGAGACUACUGGCAGAAUGACUGGAAGUUACAAGACCUAUGCCAUCAGUGGAGCUAUCAGAAGAAUGGGCGAGUCUGACGACUGUCUUGCGCGUCUGGCAAAACGUGACGGCCUCAUUGCUAAGAACUUCUAAUUGAAGAAAAUGAUCGUCAUGUUUUGUAAAUAAUAAAAGAAAAUAAAGAGAAAAAACACAA
Messenger RNA from Dreissena polymorpha, 488 nucleotides. Its product is annotated as 40S ribosomal protein S21-like. The record is from RefSeq and is a predicted model, not a curated record. NCBI's taxonomy places the organism in Eukaryota, Metazoa, Mollusca, Bivalvia, Myida, Dreissenidae. Gene Ontology annotation, cellular component: cytosolic small ribosomal subunit; ribosome. The transcript is spliced from 6 exons. Gene Ontology annotation, molecular function: structural constituent of ribosome. Bases 176 to 427 code for a protein of 83 amino acids. Gene Ontology annotation, biological process: translation; endonucleolytic cleavage in ITS1 to separate SSU-rRNA from 5.8S rRNA and LSU-rRNA from tricistronic rRNA transcript (SSU-rRNA, 5.8S rRNA, LSU-rRNA); endonucleolytic cleavage to generate mature 3'-end of SSU-rRNA from (SSU-rRNA, 5.8S rRNA, LSU-rRNA).